Molecule: messenger RNA, 1183 nt
Organism: Danio rerio (zebrafish)
Lineage: Eukaryota; Metazoa; Chordata; Actinopteri; Cypriniformes; Danionidae
Gene: wnt16
Product: wingless-type MMTV integration site family, member 16
Biological process (GO): animal organ development; Wnt signaling pathway
Cellular component (GO): extracellular region
Molecular function (GO): signaling receptor binding
Source: RefSeq, marked provisional
AGACUUAAAAGCGUCGUUUGUGGAUUACAGGUGCUACAUAUUAGAUGCAGUGGACCGGCAUGAAUCGUCUUUGUCAAAACGUUCAGUUCGGGACUUGUUAAAUGAAGUGGACAUGGAUAAUACCGGUUGUGGGAUACAUGCAGUUCAUCAUUUAUUCCUUAUAUGGCUCUCCGUUUACCCUUUGUGCUCUCAGGGAAGUUGGAUGUGGUUGGGCAUCACAUCUGUAGGAGUGCCCGAGAAGUUGGGUUGCGCGCAUUUGCCCCUGUCGCACAAGCAGAAGGAGCUGUGCGCGCGCAAACCGCAUCUUCUACCGAGCGUUAAAGAGGGCGCGCGCCUGGGCAUCACCGAGUGCCAAACUCAGUUCAGACACGAACGCUGGAACUGCUCGACCCGACGGGACCCGAACGUGUUCGGCUACGAGCUCACGAGCGGGACUAAAGAGACAGCGUUCAUCCAUGCAGUAAUGGCUGCCGGCCUGGUUCAUGCAGUCACCCGCUCUUGCAGUGCAGGAAAUAUGACAGAGUGUUCAUGCGACACAAGCCUGUUGGGCAGCGGGUCGCCUACCGAGGGCUGGCAUUGGGGCGGCUGCUCUGAUGACAUCGCCUUCGGGACUUCAUUCAGCCGCCGCUUUAUUGACAGUGCAGCGAAAAACACCUCGACCCGUGGUGAGGAGGCCCUGCUCAUUAUGAAGCAGCAUAACAGUGAGGCUGGGAGACAGGCGGUGGCCAAAACAAUGUUGACAGACUGCCGCUGUCAUGGCGUAUCGGGUUCAUGUGCGGUAAAGACGUGUUGGCGCACAAUGGCUGCAUUUGAGCGUGUGGGCGCCUACCUGAAGGAUCGCUAUGAAACCAGCGUUCAUGUUGUGGACCGUUCCAAACGUAAGGUGCGACGCAAGGAUAAAGAGCAACGCCAUGUGCCUAUCACCAAAGAUGAGUUAAUCUUCUUCAACAAAUCGCCCAAUUAUUGCUUGGAGGACCGGCGGCUGGGCGUGACGGGGACCAGGGGCCGCAAGUGUAACAGAACUUCGGCCGGGCCCGACGGCUGCAACCUGCUGUGCUGCGGACGGGGAUACAACACACAUGUGGUGCGACAUGUAGAGCGCUGCGAGUGUAAGUUCGUCUGGUGCUGUUAUGUUCGCUGCAGACGCUGCGAGACAAUGAAUGACAUGCACACCUGCAAGUAA